GGAAUUUAGAAUUAAUGUUUGACUUCCGGUGAAAUUCAAUAGGUCGCGCUACUAAAGAUUUACACAAUGCAGCAAUUUUCCAGGUCUCUUUAGAUGGAUCAGAAAAAUGUCUGUAGAACUUCGAGCUCCAGAACAAUCCAAAUCCAGAAGAAAGAGAAAAUUUUGCACCCCAACACGACGUGUAGAACCAGAUGAACUUGACCUAGCUUCAGAGGAAGAGGAUGUGGAGUCCUACACCUACAUACUGGAUGAUGAUGAGCAGGUGAUAUCUCAAGAUGGCUUCCAAAAUUCCGCUGAUGAGACGACUGACCAUUCCUCAGAUGGAUACACUAAUGGCUCAUCAGAUCUUGGUGAUGAAGUACCAUCAGAAAAUAAUAAUGUAGAAACGUUUAAAGUUAUCUCACAAGAUGCCUUUCCAAUCUCAAACAAUGGUUACAUUGUUCCAACAAAUGGCACUUUGCCCCCAGGCAUGCACCUCGUUUUUGUUCCAGACAGUGCCAAGGAAGAGUUCAUUAAGAAAUCAGCACUGUGUUAUGAUAGGUACGACCGAGGCCUAUCUAAAGAUUCCAAACCUCUUCAGAUACAGCCAGUCAAUGGAAUGAAUGGGUUUGUGAUGACCAAAUCUGAUCCACUGAACAAAGUGCCUUACGAUGGCUUAGGUGCUGAGAACACUGGAAAACUGAACAUUCAGUUAGCUAAAGGAGAAAAUGCCUGCAUUUCAAUGAAUCCGGAGUACUAUGACAAUCAAGGCAACCUUAAUACGGACAUAGCUGCAGCUCUGACAGGGAUGGCCAGUAACUAUGCAUCUAAUGAAGAAGAAGAAGAAGAAGAAGAAGGCAGUGUAACAAUUACUUGUCGUUCAAACGAGGAGGCAAAGAAUAUUAACACAAUGAUCAAAAAGCAUUGUAAAUUUGAGUGCAAUCGAUGUGAUAAGAGAUUUAAAAGACAGUUCGACCUCAAUGCUCACAUGCGCUCCCAUGAUGGACAAGAGCCAUUUUCAUGUUCCCAGUGUGGACAGAAGUUCAAUUACCUGCACUUGUACAGAAAGCACAUGAACCAGCAUAACGCGGAGGACAAGGGCACAGAAUGCCAAGAAUGCGGCCUCAAAAUACGCUUCAAGAGCCACGUCAAAGUCCAUAUGAGAACUCAUACGGGAGAGAAACCUUACAAGUGUGGCGUCUGUGGGAGAGCGUUCGCACAGAGCUGUAUACUCACAACUCAUAUGAGAACACACACAGGUGAAAAGCCGUACACCUGUGACGAAUGUGGUAAAGGUUUUGGACAGGCAAGUACACUCAAGAUUCACAAGCGAACACAUUCGGGAGAUCGCCCUUACAAGUGCACCAUGUGUGACAAGGCAUUCAACCAAAGUGGCCAUUUAAAUCUACAUAUCAGAACUCACACAGGACACAAACCAUUUAAGUGUGAACUCUGUGGCAAUAUGUUCAAUCAGCGAUGUCAUUUACGUUUGCAUAUGAAACGCCACACUGGGGAACGUCCAUUCAGAUGUGAACAGUGUGGCAAAGUUUUUAUACAAAACUGCGAACUUGUCAAUCACAUGCAAACACACUGUGAAGAAAACCAAACCUUUAAAUGCCGUGUUUGCGACAUGGAAUUUACUCAGAGAGAUCAAUUCAAUGUGCACUUAAGGUCUCAUCCUAGGGUUCUUGAAGAUGUUAAGCCUUUCAUGUGUAAUGUAUGUGGCAAUGCUUAUGCCAAACAAUUCGAUCUUUUCCUCCAUAUGAAAACUCACCAAGACAAGGCUUUUGAGUGUAAUAUCUGUGGUAAAGCUUAUGCCACUCAUGCAAUUCUAAGAAUGCACAUGAAAAAUCACAAAAAUUCAAAAUUUGAAUGCAUUAUAUGUGGCAAAUCAUAUAAGGAAAAAUCAGAUUUAGAACAACACAUCAAAAAUCACCCACAGUAUGAUUUAGACCCAGAAGCACAGUGAAAAUCUCUGAGACUUAAUUAAAGUAAAUCAGACUUUUAGAUCACCUUAGUCACUUGGGUUGACCUAUUGCUAUUGGUCUGUGACUGUUGUCGUGUGUCAUCUGUCGUGUGUUAUCAAUUGAAUAUUUUUAUCUUCUUGAUAACUGCCCUUCGAAUUCUUUUCAAAUUUGUUAUGAAGCAUCUUUGGACAAGGGGGACAGAAAUGAUAAAUUUUUGGACUCCUGCAUCCCUGGUGUCAUAGGAGUGGGGCAAAAUCUGCCACAAAUUGACCAAGUUUCCAAAAUCUUCUCUACAACCACACAUCUGUAAGAAAAUUCUAAAGUAAAUGCAUAGUCAUGUAGAACAGGAAGUGAAGGACUCUAUGAACAUUUUAAAUUUCUUGAUCCCCGGAGCAGAGAUUCUGACUGCAGGUCAGGGCCAAACUUUGCAUAUAGUGUUUAAGUGUAAAACUUUUGAAUCACAUAUUCUUUAUUACUAUUGAUACUUAAUUGAAACUAAAUGGAUAUUUAGAAGGAGCCCUUUACCAAAUUUGUAAUUUUCAUGAUUCAGGGGGGUAGGGAAUUUUGGAACAAAGUUGUGGCCAAAAUUAAAUGCCUUUAUUAUUUGAAAGACUUCUUCUUUGCUGAUACUAAAGAAAUACUAAUUGCAUAUUUGGUAAAAGCAGAAAUUGUGAAUUUUGCAACCCCAGGGUUCUGACUCUAGUUGAUAUAACAUAUACUAUGUAAAGUCUUUCAUUAAGAUGGGCACUUUCGGGAACUUUUGUGUUUUAAGAACACAUCUUGUUUGGUACUGAAUAUUAGAAUUUAGCUUAGAUAUGCAAAACAGAAAAUUAUUAUAGAUUUCAUAACUCUUGAAGCUAGUGAUACUUUGACUAUUAAUACUCAGGUGACCAAUAAGGCCAUUGGGCCUCUUGUUAUUAAUUCCAAUAGCCAUUAUUGAAAGACAUUCAUCGACACAAAAAUCAAGCAAGUUGUGAUAGGUCCCUACUUGAUUAUAGUUUUAUAGGAUCAAUUCUAUUUUGAGCAACACUGAACACCAUGUUUUUAUGCAAUUAUCAUGAAGUUUUAUUCUAAGUGUAGUUUUAUAUUUUCUUGAGCUGUUUUAGAUUUGAAAGUGGUAUGCAGGGAAAGAGUUAUAUAGUUAUGUAAUGAAAAUGACAAUUUGCAAAGGAAUGAUGCCCCCCCCCCCCCCCCCCCCCCCCUUAAGAAAUGAAUGAUAAUCAAUGUUUUAUGUGAUUGUGUAUAUUGUAGUUUAGAUUAUUUUCUUUAGAAUUCCAAUUAUUUUGUGACUAUUUGUUCAUAAUAAACAUAUCAAAAUUAAUUUGUGAACGUCAAUAUGCGUGCACCUCCUGUUUGUGAAGAGGAUGUUUUGUUCAGAUGAACACAAUGAGUUCAGGAUAUUCCUUUUUGUUUGAUGGGAAUGUUCAUAAUACUGUACUUGUUUUUAUCAAUUUUAGUUUUUGAAAAGACAAAGUAACAAUUAUACUGUUUUUAGUCUAUGCACUUCAAUUUUAUCUAUGCAUCUCAUAUGUUUCUAUACAUAGACCAUUGUGUGUAUCUGAAUUUUAUAACGAAUGCUUUUACUUAGUUUUAGUAUGUUUUGUGUUUGAUCUAGUUUGAAUUCUUUACAUACUUCUCGUGUGUAUUUUUUAGAGGUCUUGUUACUAAAUAUAUACUUUGAUUUUGUAUCCAACAACUUCAUACAUAUGAAUGAAUGAUAUUUGCAGAUUAAUGGCAUGCUAUGUGAUGGCCAUUAUUUGUUCACUGAUGUUAGCUUGAAAUAAUGAGUUGUAUAGUGUUCAUAUUUUUAGAGAAUUAUCUUGUUUUGUGUUAAAUACCAUAAAAGAAAUGAAACUUUUAUCAUGUUUAUCAAGUUUAUAUUUUUGUAGUUUUGUUGCACAUAUUUCUUGUUUGAAAUAAUCCAAUGAAGUGAACAAAAUGAAAUGGCAAAUUUAUUUGUUCUAAAUAUUCUGUUACAAAUUCGCUCAAUUUGAUAACUCGAAACAUUCCUGUAAGAUUUGAUGUAAUGGGAAAAUGAUUUGUGUGAUAUGUAUAUAAGUAAUUUGCAUUUUCUCUAACAUUUCGAAAAAAGGUUGUGUGCAUUUUUCUUUAACGAAAAAGCAUUAAAUUUACGCCAGUUUUGUAGUGAUUUUAAUUGAAAGUAUUCUAUAUUUUUGUAAAUUGUAUAUUAAAAUUUACAUUCCAAAUAUUUUUAUGUUACAUUCCAAUAAUUCAAUAAAUUAGACUGUAUUCAGA
Molecule: messenger RNA, 4202 nt
Organism: Ostrea edulis (European flat oyster)
Lineage: Eukaryota; Metazoa; Mollusca; Bivalvia; Ostreida; Ostreidae
Product: zinc finger protein ZFP2-like
Exons: 3
Coding region: 107-1948 (613 amino acids)
Cellular component (GO): nucleus
Source: RefSeq, a predicted model, not a curated record